Chinchilla lanigera (long-tailed chinchilla) is the source of this 2296-nucleotide messenger RNA. RefSeq names its product zinc finger, DHHC-type containing 6 (gene Zdhhc6). The transcript has 11 exons. Gene Ontology annotation, biological process: protein palmitoylation. The record is from RefSeq and is a predicted model, not a curated record. Lineage: Eukaryota; Metazoa; Chordata; Mammalia; Rodentia; Chinchillidae. Gene Ontology annotation, molecular function: palmitoyltransferase activity; protein binding. Gene Ontology annotation, cellular component: Golgi apparatus. Bases 541 to 1782 code for a protein of 413 amino acids.
GCGCGGGAGAGUAACGGCGAGGGCGCGGGCGGAGACGGGCGGGUCUAGGCAGGUUCUGCGCUUCAGCCGGUGGCGACCGGGACUUGCUUCCUGCUUGUUCUGGACUGAGAUGUCCCUGCCGAAGUUAUCUAAGAAGGAGGAAAUCUGUUCCGGGUGAGCCCAGGACGUCCCCAAAAUGCGAUGGCUGAGAAGCGGACACUAAGGACGAGACUGAGGUGGGAGUCAGGCAGGAAAUCCAACCACGAUUUGGGUGGUCUCCGUCCCCUCUGCGAAUCCCCAGAGUGUUGAAACCAGCCUCACCUGCUAGGAUGCUUCAGCCUUGAGUGAAGGUUGGGUUUCAAACCAAGCUACUGGAUUCUCCUGGUUAAAAUCAAGAGCUCUGAGUGAAGAGUGAAAAUGGCAUAAUCUGUAUUAACAACUCGUAACUUGAAGGCAUGACAAUCAAGGAACACACAUGGACUUGUGGCACAUGGAAAUGUGUACACAGGAAAAGGAAAUCUAUAAUUCUUUAGAAGUAGAAAAGCAUUCUUCUUCCCCAAAAUGAAUUCAUUGUGCUCAAUUAUCAAGUUUGAAAAUCUCCAAGAAUUAAAGAGACUGUGUCACUGGGGUCCCAUCAUAGCCCUCGGUGUUAUAGCAAUAUGUUCUACAAUGGCCAUGAUUGACUCUGUGUUGUGGUAUUGGCCCCUGCAUACAACUGGAGGAAGCGUGAACUUCAUCAUGUUGAUAAACUGGACUGUUAUGAUUCUUUAUAAUUACUUCAAUGCCAUGUUUGUUGGUCCUGGCUUUGUCCCUCUGGGAUGGAAACCGGAAAAUUCUCAGGAUAGCAUGUAUCUCCAGUAUUGUAAAGUCUGUCAAGCCUACAAGGCACCACGUUCCCAUCACUGCAGAAAAUGUAACAGAUGUGUGAUGAAGAUGGACCAUCACUGUCCUUGGAUCAACAACUGUUGUGGUUACCAAAAUCAUGCUUCGUUCACACUAUUUCUCCUUUUAGCACCACUGGGUUGUAUCCAUGCUGCUUUCAUUUUUGUUAUGACUAUGUACACACAGCUUUAUAAUCGGCUCUCCUUUGGGUGGAACACAGUGAAGAUUGAUAUGAGUGCAGCCCGGAGAGAUCCUCUUCCAAUCGUUCCCUUUGGAUUAGCUGCAUUUGCUGCCACAUUGUUUGCCUUGGGAUUAGCUUUAGGAACAACUAUAGCUGUUGGGAUGUUGUUUUUUAUCCAAAUGAAAAUAAUUCUCAGAAAUAAAACUUCUAUUGAAUCCUGGAUUGAAGAGAAGGCUAAAGAUCGAAUUCAGUAUUACCAACUAGAUGAAGUCUUUCUUUUUCCUUACGAUAUGGGAAGUAGAUGGAAGAACUUUAAACAGGUAUUUACAUGGUCAGGGGUUCCUGAAGGAGAUGGACUGGAGUGGCCCAUAAGAGAAGGGUGUCACCAGUACAGCUUGACAAUAGAACAGUUGAAACAAAAAGCAGAUAAAAGAGUCAGAAGUGUUCGCUAUAAGGUAAUAGAAGAUUAUAGUGGUGCCUGCUGUCCUUUAAAUAGAGGAAUCAAAACCUUCUUCACGAGCCCCUGCACCGAAGAACCUCGAAUACAGCUACACAAAGGGGAGUUCAUUUUAGCCACAAGAGGGUUACGAUACUGGUUAUAUGGAGACAAAAUUCUUGAUGAUUCCUUUAUAGAAGGUGUGUCAAGAAUAAGAGGAUGGUUCCCUAGGAACUGUGUGGAAAAAUGUCCCUGUGAUACUGAAACAGAUUCAACAUCAGAAGGCGAGAAGAAAAACAGAUAGCCACUGUUAAAAUGAAAUUAUUCUUUAAUUCUGCUUCAUUACUUGAAAAUUGUACAUAUUACUACAGAAUUAUGCAACAAGCCUACUCUGGUUAAAAUGUUCUUUUCCUCAAAGGUGCCCUAGUGCCAUGAUUUAAAUAUUUUUAUUACUAAUUUGGAAUGGAGAAGCCAUUCUGUGUAUGCCUUUGAAUUCCUCCCCUUUUUAUCACCCCCUCUUCCCCGCAAAAGGAAACCUAUUUUACCCGAGUAGCUAAUAGCAUUUCCUCUAGGUUUUCCUUUAUGCGUUGCAUACUGUGGACUUCACCUGCAGAUAUAGUUCCCCUUUGCCAGGAGCAUCUGCAUGUGAUCCUUUUUGUUUCUUUCUCAGUUGAUGCUUCUUAAAUAUUCUAGAAACUAUGAGAACUUGUCCGAUUCAGUAUAAGCUCAAAUUUUGUUACUUGUCUUUUAAUAAUGCAGAUUUUGUCAAAUCAAAUAAAGAUCAAUGGAUGUUCUAAUAAAUCAUAUUUUUCACUUAA